This is a messenger RNA of Coffea arabica (coffee), 1119 nucleotides long. The record is from RefSeq and is a predicted model, not a curated record. NCBI's taxonomy places the organism in Eukaryota, Viridiplantae, Streptophyta, Magnoliopsida, Gentianales, Rubiaceae.
AUGGCACAGUUAAUCAUUGAAUGUAAGUUAUUCUUGUGGGAUGAAGCAUCAAUGGCAAAAAGAGACACUAUUCAGGCAUUUGACGAAUUGUUGAAAGAUCUAAUGGAGACUAGCGAUCCUUUUGGAGGUAAAGUUGUAGUUUUCGGGGGCGAUUUUCGCCAAACUCUCCCCGUUAUUCAAGGGGCUACCAAGGACCAGCUAAUUCAGGCUAGCCUCCUGCAUUCUUCAUUAUGGUCUAGUAUGCACAAAAUAAAGCUAAAACAUAACAUGAGGGCUGUCUUAGAUCCUGCCUUUUCGCGGUUCUUGCUCGCUGUUGGGGAAGGUGCAGAACCUGUUGAUGCAGAUAACCAGAUUUGUUUACCAGGUCAUAUGGUUAUACCAUUCCACAAUAUAAAAGAUUCUUUAGACAGGCUGAUAGCUUACACGUUUCCAGAUUUGAAUCUCUACUCAUCUAAUCCGUAUGAGAUGAUCAGUAGAUGUAUUUUAACCCCAAAAAACACCUCUGUUGAAGACAUCAAUGAAAUGAUGAUUCAAAGGUUUCCUGGACAGCUUUUUACUUAUACAAGCUCUGACCAAACUGUUGAUCAGAGAUUCCAGGUAGAUUAUGAGGACUUUUUGAAUUCUCAAAAUCCAAAGGGUCUUCCUCCACACAAGCUCAUGCUAAAAGAAAGCUGUCCCUUAAUCUUGCUCAGAAAUCUAAAUCCAGCUGAAGGAUUGUGCAAUGGCACAAGACUUAUUUGUCGGCAGCUAAGACGGCACACUAUCUGUGCUGAGAUAGCUUUUGGUCAGCAUAAAGGGAAGAAGAUUUUCAUUCCCAGGAUCCCAUUGCAGACACCUGAUAAUGAAAAAAAUGGGAUUCCAUUCAUCAGAAGACAAUUUCCAGUUCGCCUUUGUUUUGCAAUGACAAUUAAUAAGGCUCAAGGCCAAACUCUUGACUAUGUUGGUGUAUAUCUAAAGGAGCCCGUAUUUUCUCAUGGCCAACUAUACGUUGCCCUGUCCAGAGCAAAAACUGCUGAUGCAGUUAAAGUCCUCAUACUCCCAGGAACUUUUGCUGAAAUCAAAACUGACUGUAAAACAAGAAAUAUUGUGUUUGAUGAAAUAUUGCAGUUGUCUAAUUGA